AGCUGCCACGAUCAAUCGCUAUGUCAGCCGCGGAAAAACACAUAAUAGGUAGUCGAGCAAUCAAAGACACCAGUCUCAAGAGCAACUGAUAGAUUAGCACAGUGUAUGCUACAGGUGCGCUCAGCCAUCACAAAUUGUGUAUCUACAACAGGGAAGCUGUGAGCUGUGAGCUGUGAGCCGACACAGUAAAAUCCUCUCUGAGACUUAAUUUGAUAUAUGACGGAGUUGGUCUGACUGGUGUGUCUUGUCACCAGUCGAUGUCUCAGUGGGCGCCUCUCUGUUGCUGGUACUAAUUGAAACUUCAAAUUGUUGUGCGGUGGUUCAAGGACAACAUGGACAAGAAGAACGGAAUCAUAAAAGCUGAGAAGUACGACUCUUCACCUACGAAAGGAAAAGUUAAACUGAACGUUGGAGGUACCGUGUUCUUCACCACAAAGGAGACUUUAAACCAACACCCAGGAACACUUCUUUCCCAGUUGUGUUACUCAUCUUCCUUUUACGACAAGGUCAACGGGGAAUACUACUUUGAUAGAGAUCCCAUUUCCUUCGCCUGCAUCCUCAACUUCUAUCGUACAUCAGAGCUGCACCUCCCCACCAAUCUCUGUGGCAAUUCCUUGAGAAGGGAGCUGACGUUUUGGCAGGUGGAUGAGAACAAUGUUUCUGAAUGCUGCUGGAAACUCCUCCAUGAGACUGACCAAGGGAAGGCGGUCAUCGACACCCUCAACACUAAGCUGAAAGAUGACGACAUGAUUACAGAAGCGGCAGAGUCCUCUUGGAAGAUAUGGCAGAAACGGAUCUAUCUCUUCCUGGACAAACCUAAUUCCUCCAAAGCAGCAAAGAUAUGGAAUUACAUCUUCUUGCUGUUCAUAAUCGCCUCUGCAAUCAUCUACUGCGUGGAGACUGUUCCGGAGGCGAGGGUACUUCGGGCACAGAACGGUAAGCAGAGGAUCGGCCAGACAAUGCUGGAGCGGCUGGUCACUGACAAGGACAACAUCAAACUGAAAAUGAUCAUCGAAUCGGAACCACAUCCCAUCAUGUACUAUGUGGACAUCGUGUGUCUCUCUGUCUUCACCCUGGAGCUCAUCAUCCACUUCAUCACUUACCCCAAGAAGGCUAGGUUCUUCAGAAAGUUUCUAAACUGGAUCGACAUCAUUACAGUGUCCAUGGGAUGGGUCGUGUUCUUUAUGGAGAGAGGUUUUCAUGAGGGAAUAUUAGUUCUCUCACUGGAGCUGUACAUCGCCUAUCUAAUGCUCAAGAGUCUGUACAUAUUGAGAUUGUUCCGAUUCUUCCGCUUGGCUGAGCGUUUCACGGGUCUCAAGGUCAUGAUGUUAGCCGUCAAAUCCAGCCUGACUGAACUCUCGCUGCUGCUCUUUUCGAUCAUGGUUCUAGCCACGAUGUUUGGGUCGUUUGAGUUCUACUGUGAGUUCGACAACAACCACUUCGAUACAAUCCCAAUCUCCAUCUGGUGGGCACUGGUUACCAUGACAACCGUGGGCUACGGCGACUACUACCCAACCUCCUACUGUGGGCGUGGCAUGGGAACGAUGUGUGCCCUGAGUGGCCUCCUCAUCCUUGCCAUGCCCAUUGCUGUCAUAGCAACCAACUUCAAUGAGUACUAUUCCAGGAACCAGUGUCGGGAGAAGAAGAAGAAGAAACAUGGAUGGGCCGAGGGCAUGGGGCAAGUUGGAAUAACGUUUGUUAAGAAGAUUUGAAGCCACGAAGUGUGUAUUCAAAGGAAGGAUUGGCUACGAUAAAAAAAGGACACUUCUGUAAUGCGUACCGAUCAUUUUCAGAUGACAGUCUUCACGUGACUUUUCUAAUCCACUAAGUGGAUAUUGCCUAAUGAUAUCUGUCUGUUAUUGCCCUGUGCAUGUCUGUGUGUUAUUGUCCAGUGAUGUCUGUCUGCAGCUGCUAUUGCCCUGUGCAUGUCUAUCUGUUAUUGCCCUGUGCUUGUCUAUGUGACAAUGUACAUUAUAGCUAAAAUGUAUAGAAUUAUCAUUAAACCGCCCGCAUGUUAUCAGAAAUGAGCGAGCCACUGUAACUUGAUAAUGCCCUCAUAUUGCUUGACAAAGGGCCAUUAU
Messenger RNA from Haliotis rufescens (red abalone), 2081 nucleotides. Its product is annotated as potassium voltage-gated channel protein Shaw-like. Gene Ontology annotation, biological process: potassium ion transmembrane transport; protein homooligomerization. Gene Ontology annotation, molecular function: protein binding; voltage-gated potassium channel activity. The record is from RefSeq and is a predicted model, not a curated record. Gene Ontology annotation, cellular component: membrane; voltage-gated potassium channel complex. The transcript has 2 exons. Bases 333 to 1712 code for a protein of 459 amino acids. NCBI's taxonomy places the organism in Eukaryota, Metazoa, Mollusca, Gastropoda, Lepetellida, Haliotidae.